CUCCUCCCGAGGUUGUCCUUCUCAUCACGAUCCUAGAAAAUGGUUACUGCACCUCCCAUUAUCGACUUUGAGCCAUUCUACACUGGUGAUGCUGAGAAAAAGGCAGAGCUAGUGCGGCAAGUCCGUCAUGCAUGUGAGAGACAUGGAUUCUUUCAGCUCAUCAACCACCGGGUUCCGCUUGAUAUCCAAGAAGCUAUGCUGCAGCAGGCCCGGGACUUAUUUAGCUUACCAAUUGAAGUGAAGGAGAAGUACAGUCGAGAGCUCGAGCCUGUUAAUCUGGGAUACGAAAGCCUUCGUUCGCAGAGAUUCGAAAAAGAAGGGCCUGGUGAUCUCAAGGAGAGUUAUUACCUGUCCCAGGAUCUGCCUCCAGGACAUCCCUUCAUCGGAAGAUUCUCUCAAGGGUCGAAUAAAUACCCCGACGAGAUCCGAGAUCCUGGUUUGUUCCGGAACACGGUGAAAGACUACCACGUGGUGAUGAGUGAUCUGGGGCUCAAGAUCUUCCAGGUAUUGGCUCAAACGCUGGACUUGGAAGAGAACUGGUUCAAUGGGUUUUGUCACGACUCGGCCAAUAUUAUACGAUUGGUGCGGUAUCCGCCGCAGGAAACAGAUGGUCAGGAACGAGGGAUCGGGGCUCAUACCGAUUUUGGCGGCCUUACCAUCCUCCUGCAAGAUGACAAAGGGGGUCUACAAGUGUGGGACCGCGAGGCAUCCGAAUGGGCGGAUGCCGAGCCCGUUCCAGGGGCAUUUGUGGUGAACCUAGGCAACAUGCUGAUGCGCUGGACCAACGAUCGCUAUAUAUCAAACUUGCAUCGAGUCAUCAACAGAAGCGGACAAGAGCGAUACAGCGUGCCAUACUUUAUCUCCGGGAAUCUGGACUACGUGGUGGAGUGCAUUCCUAGCUGCAAGGCGGAGACGGAGAAAGCGAAAUACCCGCCGAUAACGGUGGAGGAGUGGAUGUUGGCGCGAUAUGCGGACACAUACGGAGGCGGGCAAAAGGGAGCAGGUGAACUGUCCCAGGAUGCAGUCCGCGCAACCAGCUGA
This is a messenger RNA of Aspergillus welwitschiae, 1041 nucleotides long. Its product is annotated as isopenicillin N synthase family dioxygenase. The transcript is spliced from 4 exons. The coding region runs from base 40 to 1041 and encodes 333 amino acids. Gene Ontology annotation, molecular function: dioxygenase activity. The record is from RefSeq and is a predicted model, not a curated record. NCBI's taxonomy places the organism in Eukaryota, Fungi, Ascomycota, Eurotiomycetes, Eurotiales, Aspergillaceae.